Messenger RNA from Paramacrobiotus metropolitanus, 2013 nucleotides. RefSeq names its product SH3 domain-binding protein 5-like. The transcript is spliced from 6 exons. Gene Ontology annotation, cellular component: cytoplasm. Gene Ontology annotation, molecular function: protein kinase inhibitor activity. Lineage: Eukaryota; Metazoa; Tardigrada; Eutardigrada; Parachela; Macrobiotidae. Gene Ontology annotation, biological process: negative regulation of protein tyrosine kinase activity; intracellular signal transduction. Bases 390 to 1721 code for a protein of 443 amino acids. The record is from RefSeq and is a predicted model, not a curated record.
GCACAAGCACACAGCAGCGACCAGUAUUGCACGUACUGCACUCGCAACGAUAAGUUAAAUUUUGAGUGCCAUUUCUGGCAUUUCAGUGCAUUUCUUUACUUUUUAUCUCUGCAGUGUGCACUAGUUUGUACGAUUCGGAUUUCCUUCAGUUUUAACUUUGUACUAAUUCUGUCUUUUUAUACCUUUAAUUUAUUCAGUUUCUUUCGUUUUGCAAAACACAUAUCAUUGAAGCUUCGCCUUCUCUGUUUCGCUGAUGAAUUCACCUGGCACUAGCUAGGUGAAUUCCAGGCCGAACUGGCUUGUGAAGAGGGAACACUGGUCGGCUGUGGCAUUCCUCUGCUGGAUGUGCAGCAUCCCUGACGGCCUGGCGUUUUCGCCGUAUCUUCGAGAUGUUCCAACCUGGAGAUGUGGAAUCCCUGAAAAGCUCGGAUUCCGCUAGCGAACUCGAAGCGCCAGAAUUCAUCGAUAACAGCCUCGAUGGCGAUGAUAUCGAUAACGAUACGGAACAUCUGGACCCCCGUGUACAGGGUGAACUGGAGAAACUGAAUGAAGCAGCAGAAGCAAUCAACAGGCUGGAAAAACAGCUGGAUGAAGCCAAAGCAGCGGGGCGACAAGCCUUUUACCACAUGACUCACACUUUGCAUGAUUUGAACAACAAACUUGGAAAAUGUGUGCAGAAAUCUCGUCCUUAUUAUGAAGCGCGAGCUGAUCUGAAGAAAGCUCAAACGGAACUUCAGCAUGCCGCUUUGUUAUUUGAAAAAUCCAAUGCCGGCCUAAAGGCCAGUAAGGAAAUCGUCAAACUGACGGAAGAAGGCUUAGUUCGCCAAGGUGGGAAACUGGACGAAACAUGGCAAGAAAUGCUCAAUUAUGCCACGAAAAAGGUUACACACUGCGAGGUGGACCUGCGACAGCGCCAACGCGAACACUGGCACGCUUCAAAGCUUUACACUGAGUCUGAGGAGAAAGUCAAAGCACUGGAAAAGAAAUUUAAAUCAUCCAUUAAUAAAUCAAAACCGUAUUAUGAACUUCGCGCUCAAAUGAACCACUUCGUUGAGAAGGAGAAAUUCAAGGUACGCCAACUAGAGCGUUCAAUUUCUCAAGCUAAGAUCACCUACGCGGACGGACUGGCUAACCUUGAAGGAAUCAGCGAGCAGAUCCAUCUGCAGCGUCGGAUGCGCGAUGAAUUAUUGGCACAGCGCGAUAGUGGUUGCGGCACCAUCAGCGAUAGCCAUUCAUUCACGGACAGUCUGGAUUUGACCAGUCUCAGUGAUGGGCCGGCGGAGAGCAUCGAGGCGGUGCAAACACCGUCGGAGCGCCACCAGAUGAUGUUGGACACACUGCACGACAUCAUUUGCCAUUCCAAGGGGGAUAACAACGGGACUGAUAGGGCAGAUAAUGGACGACAGUCCUUCUCGCGAUCCACCCUGGAUCUGCGCGAUAAGACAAUCCAGCCGGACAUGGCAGCAGCGGCGCCGACGGCUGUGCGAUCUCAUUCUCGAAUAAAAAAUGCUCAAAGUUUUCCAUUGUUGACAGCGUUAGAGCAGGAAUUGACAAGGCUGCAGGUAGAGAGUGAUGUGAAGGGGGAGGGGCAGAAGGGUGCCAAGAAGUCCCUGCAGACCGUGAUGUCGGUGGAUUCUGCCAUGGACUCGGGGGAGGAAUGUGAAUUGAAUGGGGACGACGAGGAGUUAGUAAAUAAAGCGCAACUGCAGCGUGUGAUGUGAUCAUGUUUUUUGUAUCUUUUUUUGCGAUAUCGUAUAUUGUUUUCUACUCGUUUUUCGGCUGCAUGAUAGAUAGGCGAACGAUGUAGACAAAAUAGAUGUAAGAAAACAUAACCCGAAACUUAGAGCUUUCAUUUUUAUGGUUUGGGUCUGCCAAUCAAUUUCCAUUUGUGAGGCUUUUUUAGCGUAGUUGUGUCAUUCUGUUGGAUUCUGAGCGACCGGUUCUGGUAACGGGCAGUGAAUACGCCGGUAUCUUGGGCUGAUCUUGAAUAAAGUAUUGAUUCAAUAUGAUUAA